AUGGACGAGCAAGCGGCGAGGGAGCUGGAGGUGGUAUCGCACGAGAUGCGGACGUUCCUGAGGGAGGACGUGGAGAGGAUCUGCAGGGAGGCGAUGGAGAUGGUGAACGAGGUCAGCAUGCACCUCAAGUGUACCGAGCUGUACAAGGACAAGGACGGGGGUUUGGUGGCGGCGGAGGAGGGGAGCAUGCUAUUUCUCGAGAGCGACGACAAGACUGUGGUCGGCUCGUUGCGCAUCUCAGACUGCCAUGUCCACGACUUCGACGUGAACGUCAGGUUCCCCAAGUACAACAAGGGAGGCAACAUGCAGUUCACCAUCGCGCACAAGUUCACCUACACCCUCCGGCAGAUCCAGGACGCGCUCCACUACAUCGAGAGGGCAGGAGGCAUGCUCGUUCACCUGCCCCACCUGGAGGGAGCAGGUGAUCCGACAUGGAGAGAGCUCCUCCCUUACAUGCGCAAGAUCACCAAGGUAUGCUCCGACAUCGUCGAGCUGCUGCUCAAGGCCGUGACUGAGCUGAACGACUGGAGCACUAGGGCCCUCCCGUCCCUCCCGCAGAACUGGUUGCGGAUGGAGCCUGCGCUACCAUCCGACCUUCUCCUCCAGGCAGCGCCGCGAGCUCGCUGCUCCAUCCUCACGUCCUUCGUUGCAGAUGUACCUCAGAGGCUCCACCCUCACCCUCCGCGUCUGCAUCCUCGCCAUGCAUGCCAAAUGCCCGUCUAA
Messenger RNA from Guillardia theta CCMP2712, 723 nucleotides. RefSeq lists its product as hypothetical. Bases 1 to 723 code for a protein of 240 amino acids. The transcript is spliced from 3 exons. Gene Ontology annotation, cellular component: RAVE complex. The record is from RefSeq and is a predicted model, not a curated record. Lineage: Eukaryota; Cryptophyceae; Pyrenomonadales; Geminigeraceae.